AGUUAGUUUGACCUGGACCUUAACCCGACCCGACCUAAUAGAAUCCAAACUGCAUCUAGAUGGUUGGGUCGAGGUCAAGUGACCUAGAUCGACCUGUUGGAUCCAUCAUCUGGGUCCAGACCCUAACCCGAUUGGGUCAUCCCCUCAGGCCCCAUGGGUCAAACCAUUUCCCACCACUAGUGCAGAUCUCUCUCUUACAUAUGUUCAUAGAGUUAAAUCUGUGCAAUCUUUUGUUGAGUGGAUAAGAGGACACACACCCACUAAGAGCAUGUAACUAUUGUUUGAAAACUAAUGGGAAUUGGAUCAAGGCUGAGAGUGAUUAGUAGCUGACAUUAACAACACUGCAAAGUUUUUAAAAACAAUUUCUUUGCCGAUUGUGAUUACUAGGGUCUCUUUGUACAUUCCUUUCUCCUACUGGCAGCUCUCUUCCUCUUAGAUCUCAAUACUGUAAUCUCCCUGUUUGUUUAUUACCUUUCUUCUCGCAGUGGUCUUAGAUCUCUCUCUCUCUCUCUCUCUCUCUCUCUCUCUCUCUCUCUCUAAUCUGGGAAUGCUUAGAGAGAGAGUGUGAACCCUUUCAUCAGGCGUUCCUCCACAAGCCGUCCCAAACUAAAACCUCUCUCCAAUCCCUUCACUUCAGCUUUCUCUCUCAUGGCUAGAAAACCCAUCUCACAAGCUAACCGUGAUCACAGCGCCAAUUGGGGAACAUGCCAAACGAAUUUUGCAAUUGCAGAGCUCGCAAAAGAAGGAAAAAUCAAUGAAGCUCGUAAACAAUUCGAUAGAUUGCUACACAAAGAUAUAAUUUCAUGGACCUCGAUUAUCUCUGCUUAUAUCAAGUGUAAAAUGAUCCGAGAAGCUCGUCAAUUAUUCGAUCGAUCGCCCCAUAAAAAUGUUAUCACUUGGACUGCUAUGCUGUCAGGUUAUAUUCGAACAAACCAAAUUCAUGAAGCCGAGAAGCUCUUUCAGCAAAUGCCAGAUAAAAACAUUGUUUCUUGGAACACCAUGAUCUUGGGUUACACCCAAAAUAACAGAAUUUGGUGCGCUUAUAAGCUUUUUGAGCAGAUGCCCCAGAAAAAUGUGGUUUCAUGGAACACCAUGAUCACAGCUCUGGCUCAAAAUGGAGAGAUAGAAGAAGCCAUUAAGCUUUUUAACAAGAUGGGUAAUAGAGAUGUGAUUACUUGGACAGCAAUGGUAACUGGACUUGCUAAAAAUGGAAUGGUCGAUGAGGCUCGAAAGCUCUUCGAUACCAUGCCUGAGAAGAAUGUGGUUUCUUGGAAUGCCAUGAUAGCUGGUUAUGUGCAAAAUUCUCAAUUAACAGAAGCUCAAUCCCUGUUUAAUGAGAUGCCGGAGAGAGAUAUAGCUUCAUGUAAUAAUAUGAUAACUGGGUACAUACAAAAUGGGAUGCUCGACAAUGCCCGCCACCUUUUUAGAGAGAUGAGAGAGAGGAAUGUGGUUUCAUGGACUGCAAUGAUCACUGGUUUUGCUCAGGCUGGUGAGAAUGAGAAGGCAAUCAAAACCUUUGCAAGGAUGCGUCGAGCCCAAGUGAACCCAAACCGUGCCACCUACAUGAGCCUGUUAAGCUCAUGCGGGUGCAUGGCCGGCUUAGACGAAGGGAAACAAGUGCACCAACUCAUAAGCAAGACGCAUUGGCAUGAAGAUGUGUAUGUACAGAGUGCGUUAAUCAGCAUGUAUGAGAAGUGUGGUCAAAUCGAUUUAGCAAAAGAAAUCUUCGAUUGCACGAAGAAAAAGGACGUCAUCUCAUGGAAUGGCAUGAUAGCUGCUUAUGCCCAUCAUGGCAUGGGGCUCGAAUCCAUUCGAUUGUUUGAGGCAAUGCGAUCUCUCGGGUUUGAACCUGACGAUGUCACCUAUGUUGGAGUCUUAUCAGCAUGUAGCCAUUCAGGGCUGGUUACAGAGGGACUCGAAUACUAUGAUUCUAUGGUAGAGACAGGAAAUGUGCUGGUGAGAGAAGAGCAUUAUGCUUGUGUGGUUGAUCUCUUGGGCCGAGCUGGAAGGCUCGAAGAGGCAGUGAGCUUCAUUCUUGAUUUAAAAAAUAGGCCUGGUGCUUGCAUUUGGGGUGCAUUGCUUGGGGCCUGUAGUGUGCAUGGUGAUGUGAAAAUUGGGGAAUUCGCAUCCAAGAGGCUCAUAGAGAUAGAGAGAGAAAAUGCGGGGACAUAUAUGCUUUUGGCCAAUAUAUAUGCAACAGUGGGGCGGUGGAGAGCGGCAGCGGGGGUGAGGUUAAAGAUGAGAGAGGAAGGGUUGAAGAAGCAGCCUGGUUGCAGUUGGAUUGAGGUGAAAAAUAGAGUGAAUGUGUUUGUUGUGGGGGAUAAGUCUCAUGAGAAGGCUGAGAGGAUUUAUAGCUUGCUUAAAGGUUUAUAUAGGCACAUGAUGCGGGCUGGGUACGUACCUUCUUUCCUACCAAAAUUCUAAAGUGAAAGACUGACUGACGAUCCAUUUA
Amborella trichopoda is the source of this 2452-nucleotide messenger RNA. RefSeq names its product Pentatricopeptide repeat (PPR) superfamily protein. Gene Ontology annotation, biological process: RNA modification. NCBI's taxonomy places the organism in Eukaryota, Viridiplantae, Streptophyta, Magnoliopsida, Amborellales, Amborellaceae. Gene Ontology annotation, molecular function: RNA binding; protein binding. The record is from RefSeq and is a predicted model, not a curated record.